This is a messenger RNA of Arabidopsis arenosa, 1299 nucleotides long. The record is from the annotation of a GenBank genome assembly. NCBI's taxonomy places the organism in Eukaryota, Viridiplantae, Streptophyta, Magnoliopsida, Brassicales, Brassicaceae.
GUGUUGCCAUAAAACUCUCAUCUUCACCCACUAGCUCUCCGCCACGUGUACUCUCUAACCCUCCACUUUGGUCUUUUUAAGGCUUGCUUAAGCAUUUGCAUCCAAAUCUCUCUUCUUUUUUUCUCUUUCUCAUAACAACAACAAAAAAAAAAAACCCUAAUUAGUUUUCUUCUUCCUGCAGAGAUUAUGGAGGUACCGGUGAUUAAUAGAAUAAGAGAUUUCGAAGUUGGUAUAAACUCAAUAAACGAUCCUUCGUUUCUUUCUCGAUCUGUUGCUGUUUCCGGAAUCGGAAAGCUACACCAAGCUUAUGGUUUUUGGAAAUGGGGAGCUUUAAUUAUUGCAUUUCUAGCUUAUUUCACAAACUUUGUUAGUAAACUCAACAGUUUAGUUGUUAGGUUAAGAAAAAUAGAUGUCUCUGUUUCUUCUCCAACUCUUUUUGAUGAUUACGAUAGCGAUUCCGAUGUUUCUUCUUCGUCUACCGUCUCGUCUGACGAUGAAGAAGACGAAGAAGAUGAGUAUGAUGAUGAAGAUGAGGAUGUUGACUCGAUCUUUAAUCGAAGACGAGUCAAUGGUGGUUUUCGCGUGAGAGGAUCUGAUUAUUAUGAUGAUGUUGAUCAGGGAGAAAAUGGUAAUUGCACAUGGAUGGGGAGGCGAUGUAGUGGUAGUUUUGGAGAUUUGUUCUCGUGGCCUGAUCUUGGUGGGAUUGGUUCGAGUGGAGUCGUGAAGCUUUGGGAUCAUUUAGAUAUUGAUGGCGAUGAUGAUGAUGAUCAUGAGAAUGUUGUGGCUACGUUUCUCAAAAAUUGUAGCUCAACCUCGUCGCUUUUUUUGGCGGCGGAGAAGAAAGGUGUUGACGCUGUUAAAGUGAAUGCGUGUGAUCCACGCGCCGGUUUUAAGAUGCCGGCUUUGCUCGCGGAGUGGAGGCAGCCGGGGCGGUUGUUAGGGAAUAUUAUCGGAGUUGAUGCUGGUGGUGUGGAGAAAGUUUACGUCAGGGAUGAUGUUAGUGGAGAAAUCGCCGUGGGAGAUUUGAGGAAGUUUAACGGUGUGUUGACGGACUUGACGGAAUGUGAGGCUGAGACUUGGUGGGACGCUGACGUCGUUAUCUCGGGCUGACGGAUUUGUUGACGAGAGAAAAUAUUGGUUGGGACGGUUUUGUCUUAAAGUUAAGAGAACGGACGAAAGAUUCAACGCAAAAGUGUAAAACGAGAAACGACGUAACAUUUUGUAAAUAAUUUGUCUGUUUGCUUCUCUGCGAUUUAUUUUAAAAUUUUAGUUUUGAUUGAAUAAAAACCUCAGAUUAAU